AAUUACUUGAAUAAAAAUAAGAGGUUUGUUAUUUCUGAGUACUAGGAUACUUUUGAUAUUAUGGUUUAAAUAGUCAAUAAAUAGUGUUCCUUUAAAUAUUUAUAAUUUCAGAGGUAGUUAUGUUUUUUAAAGUAUAGAAAUCCGAGUAUAUUGACCAGUUUUAUUUCAAUUCCAUUUCUUUUUAUUACUUUAAAGAAGUUUCAAAGUAUUAAGUUUUAAAGUGUUUAUAAAAUUAAUGGGUAAUAAAUUAUAAUACACUCGUAUCACGUUGUUUCAUCUAUUGUUUAUGUAACAGGAAUAACGGGAAUGAUAACUCGUAUAUUUCAAUCAAUAUUUAAUGUUAUUGUUAUGUUACAAACUAAAAAAACGACAAUUCACAGUUUAAUUUUGAAUUUAAACAAUCGUCCACAGGUUAUAAUAACUUUUUUGUUGCUCCACUUCUGCACAAAAAGUUAACAGACGCGUGCCUCAAGCGGGUGGCUCUAGCGCUCGCACAACAGGAGCUCAAUUUUGAAUCUCUCGCCUUGCCUCGAACGCUCGAUUAUUGAUAAUUUUCAUUCGACAUAAUAAAUUCCCUAUUUUUGAAUCGCUCGAGUGCAACGAAUGGGUGAGCCCAAUCGUUUCAUGGCGAAUGGUUGAAGCAAAUGAUAGAAUAAUUGUGAAUUUGUGUCAGAUGUCACGUGUCAAACUUAAUUCACUUUUGCAGUUUAUCCCGUGCUUACGAUUAGUUUCUUUUACUAUAAUCUAUCCUUGUCAUACUUUAUAUGAAACGACAAGGGCAGACUGAUGUCAAGUGUCGUCUUCUUUUAUUAUGGCAUGACGGCUAAUGCAUGUCAAGUUUACAAACAGCAAUCACGAAUAGCUAAGUGAAGUGCCGUCAUAAAAAACGACAAAAUAUAAUUGUAGUAUACAGCCAUGUACUGAGAAUGUUUUGUACCGUUUUCUUUUCGGUAAUUACCGGUUGUUAUUUUUGCUGCGUAAAAUGAAUAAAAUUUUAUAGUUCGUAUUAAACUGGUAACACCGGUGACGAACGAUUCAAAAAUACGGAAUAUCAAAGUCGAUGGUGACUUAUGCCACAAUCGACGAUAUUAUGUCAGGUGAGUAAUUCAAAAAUAGAGCUCCCGAUCCCGGUCCAAGAUAUUGUGUCCGUGAGGGGGCGUCCAUGUGUGCGUUGCUCGAGCGCACUUUGUAUGUAGAUUGAAUAGGGAUGAUGACUAAUUUUUUUUCUUCGUUUAUCAGGUAGAUUAUUAAAAAGUAUUGGAUAUGUAUUUUUUCUUUUUUCACACAAUAUAAACAUUGCAGAGAUAUAAUGAUUUGAAAAGUCGCAUGACGUCACGUUUGAGGACACUUAUAAGUGAAAAUUCACUCAAAAGUGACGUCACGAGCCCCUACUCCCAAACUUUGACGCGCUAUAACUUUGUCAUUUUUUGGUUGAUUGCCCAAAGAAAAAAUAAGUGUCCAUUAUUUUUUGAUCAUCUAACUGACGGACUAAAUAGAAUUUCGUUUACUGUACCCCGUCACCCCUAUUCUGUACCUACCUGUUUUGUGCCCCUGCCCAAACUAAUGUGCUGUUUAGAAUUUUUAUUUUUUAAAGCAUGUAACUGCUUGAUGUUUAAAUCUAAAUGUGCUGUUUAUUUGCAAUUAGCAAUCUUCAAAAAAGUAUAAUUGACACAUAAUAGUAUUAUCUUUUUAAUUGUAUUUAUAUGAGUUUUGAAUUAUUAAACAUAGUUCUAAUAAUAAACAGACAUAGUGAUAUCGAUUCUGGCAUGAUUCUCUAAAGCUAAACUUAAAUUUGACAACAGUGCAUCCUUGUCAUUCUCUAUACAGAAUGAAAAGGAGAGACUGAUGUUAAAUUUAGUUUUAAGUUUAGAGAAUCACGCUAGAAUCUACACCACUUUAUUGCUAAAAUAUCUACAUAGGUACCUUUCAAAAUAUCUACAUUUAGAACCCUGCGUACAUCCGAACAGGCUAUAAAUAUGGAUGUUCGGCUUAUAGAGGUCAUACUGAAGUCAUUUCGUCUAAGUAUAUUGGUACUAUUAUUAUCGGAAACACUGGAAAAUUUGCGUGUAUUCCCAUUAAAUUCCCAAUAUUCCCGAGAACAAAACACAUCACUAACGACUGCCGACUCCAAAUAAACUUGAGUCAGGUCUCAAGGUCGCUAUACCACAAACACUUGAAACUUAACAUUGAAUCUAUUCUCAGAACUAUUGAAAAUGUGUUGUUUGUUACAAGAGCCUUUGUUAGACAUGGGCGUUUUUGGUUUUGAACGCAAACGGAUAUAUAUCGGAUUUCAGAUUUAAAAAUCGAUUUCAAAAUCCGUUUUUAGAUAUCCGAUUUCAGAUGUGCCUAACUUAGCCAAUUCACUAGUUUGCGUUAAGAUUUGGUUUUAUUAGCUAAAAAAACGGGCAAUGACUUCUUUUUACAAAUUUUUUAGUAUUUUUUUUUUGAUGAAUUUUAUUUUUCUGUUUGUUUUUAUUAUUUUUCAAACCAUUUACAAAAUCAAACCUAAUUCCUUCAGGUUAGGAUUCAUAAAUGUAAGUUGCUCGACUUUUGAUGUUUUUAGUGAUAAAUAAUCUCGCCUUAGAGAAGAGCAACAGAUUUCCUUAAACAACAAACCGAAAUCGGACUUCCGAAAUUUGCGCCAUCUUUUUUACUCCGCUUUGUUACGAUUGGUAAGAAAGAGACAAAGAAAUUCACUUUCUCUCUUUCUAACCAAUCGCUACAUAGCGGAGAAAAAAAGAUAGCAUGAAUUUCGAAUCCGAUUUACAUUUGGAUACUUAUGAUGGUAUUAGAUCGCUGGCGUUUUGGUUCGGUUAGAUUUCUGAAAUCGGAUUUUCUUGUUGAGAAAUCGUUCGGUAUCGAUUUGUGUUUGAAAUCGGAUUUUGGAUUCGUUUUGAUAUAUCGGACGCAUGCCUAGCCUUUAGUUAGGUCCAUAAGAAAAUAGUAAUCAGUCAGGCCAAUUAACUUGAGUUUGAGCCUUGUCGAUACUGUAACUUUAUUUGCAGUGGGAAUAGUCAUCAUUCAUCUACACAUACAACUUAAAUCCGUUGUUGAAAAAAACUCAAAAUACCUACUAUAGUGUAUUUACAUAUUCCGCCUUUUCCAGUACUAAUAGACCCAUGCAAUGAUGCAACCAUAGUGACCCAGAAUGCAUGCACAGGUUGGCCGAUUUUUUGUUCAGCAAGACGAGCAUAAGCAUGCCAGAGUAUGGUAUGGUACCAAUAGAUCCGUUGGAAUUAAAACAAGUGACUGACGCCAAUACAGGUUCUGAUAUUGUCAUUAAUUUUGAGAACAUUAUGAUAAUAGGAUAAAAAAGCAGCCAAGUGCGAGUUGGACUCGUCCAUGAAGGGUACCGUAGCAGCAAGUAACAUAAUAAAUUCUUGUAGUUCGUUGUAACUUUGAUCGAUGUUUUAAUAAUAGUGUUUUUUUUUUUUAUUAAGUUAUUGUUAAGUUUACGUUAUGGUUUACUGUUUAUGCAUAAGGUUUAUAUUUAUAUUUUUUAAUCUUUCUAUUUGAUUUGAUUGAAUGAAAGGUAAACUACUGACUAGAUCUAGUUCAAAGCAAUUUUCGGUGGAAGUUUGGAUCAUUCAUCAUUUUUUUAAGUUUAUCAUUCUCUUAUAUUGGAAGUAUUGUAGCUUAGAAAAAAAAAUACAAUUCUUAAUAUCAUUUUUGAAGACCUAUACAUAGAUAACCCACAAGUAUGGGUUUGAUGAAAAAAAAAUAGUAUCAGUCCUAGUAUGAGGUACCCCUAAAAUUUAUUGUUUGUUUUUCUAUUUUUGUUUUCAAUUAAGUUUCAACAGUAUAGUUUCGGAAAAAGUGGCUGUGACAUACGGACGGACAGACAGACAGACAUGACGAAUCCAUAAGGGUUCCGUUUUUUGCCAUUUGGCUACGGAACCAUAAAAAUGAGAAAACGAGAGAUUUUCAGUAAGUAUUCUACCAUUUUUAGGGUACCUACCUACUUAGUAGUUAACAAGAAAAUAUCUGACGGAUAUACACGGCCUGUCUUUUUCGUCGUGUUUGACCACUGCUUCCAUUGCAAGCAAAUACAACUGGCUACCGCCGCGGUCGCAGGCCGCAAUUCACCCUAACCGCUGUUCUUCCAUAUGACCGCAUCUAUACUGACAGAUUCUUUGUACUAGGAAAUUUAAAUUCGGAGUUCUUACAAAUGCUGAAUACAUUAGGGUCUUAGAUUACAGAACAAAAGGCAGAUGGAAAAUACUGAACCGUUAUUCCACGUUACCUCGUGCCUACAUUUUGACAUUAGUGAUGGAUAUUCAUGUUUACUAUAAUACACUCCCGGACACCUAAAUCGAGUCACCUUGAUUUUUUUGGUUUGGAGUACUGUAACUUAUAAAAGAUGUAUGUAGAAGGAAAAUGUUUUGAUGCAGUUUUGGAGCUGGUAUACUCAUCAUUCAUUUAGAGUGCCACGGUUCUAAAUUUGAACUACAAUUUAUUAAAAAAGUCGAGUUACGUUGAAACAAGUCCAUAUUUGCUUUUUUCACGGAAAAAAAUCUAAUCGAUUUUUAAAUAAAGACAUGUUUUACAUGAAAAGAAAUGUUUAUUUAGUAACUUGUAUUGCCUCCCAGUGCAUUUAUGACAGCCCUCAUAUGGUUUGGCAUAGAAUUAAUCAAUGUCGUUAUGACAUGUUGAGGAAUGUCCUCCCAUUCUUCCAAAAUUACAUUUUUGAGCUCCUGCAUGGUUUGCGGGGCAGGAUGAUGAGCUCAAACACGCCUCUUCAGCUCAUCCCAUAGAUGCUCUUUAGGAUUCAUAUCAGGACUUCGCGCUGGCCAUCUCAUAACAGUGAUACCAAUGUCAUUUAAGUACUCCCUGACGGUUCCCGCAGUAUGGGCCCUUGCAUUAUUCUUCAAUUCAUCUAAUCUACUAUGGUAUUAGUAGGGAACGUGUUAAGAGCUAUCUUUCAAUAUCAUUUCUUACAUCCAUUGCAAAAAUUAUUAAAAAAAUAUAAAUAAACGACAAAGGAAUCAUAAUAACCAAAAAGCAUAAAUUUUUGUAAUCUCCAUAUAGUUUUCAACCGAAAAAUCUUCAGAAAAUGCGCUCGUAAAACUAAUUUAUGUAGUAGUUAAAACUUCAUACAAUAAAAAAUAAAUCUUCAGGGUUUUCCUUUACUUAGCGAAAGCUUUCGACACGCUGUUCUACGCUGACCCUACCACAAAACUUGCACUCUUUAGGAAUCCGAGUUCUACCUUUUGAAUUACUUCGCAGUUGUCUGCCCUCGGGCUCAGAUAAUCAAAAUUGAUAGUUUAUACAGCUUCAAACUUUCGAUAACAUGUGGCUUACCACAAGGGGCUGUGAUAGGACCGAGCUUGUUAAUAAUUUAUAUUAAUGAUCCCGGCGAAUACAAACAUAUACAUAUGCGAAAGAGACCGCAGUCGUGUUUAACUGGAAACUAGUAGGGCUUAGUGUAAAGAUCUAUGAAGCCAGGUUUGUCACAUGUAUCUUCGUGAUGUGUGGUGAUAAAAAUCGUCUGAGGAAUUAUAUUACUUUAAAUAUAUAUGAAAUUAGUUAAUGAGGACCCGAUCUCACCUACUAAAAUAUGUUCAUCUUUAAUACUUGUAUUUAACGACGAGCUCCGUGGUGGAGUGGUUUGUACGCCGGAUUUCAAAGUAUCGCCUGCUUGAGAGGUCGGUUCGAGUUACGGUGGCACUCCAGUCAUGAAUGUUUCAUAUGAAUUUCUAUAUAAAUAUACUUAUAUAUGUAUCAGUGUAUAUAUUGUAUCCGUUACCCUAGUAACCCAUAACACAAGCGUACAGUGCUUACUUUGGGGCUAAACUAAGUGUGUGUUAGAAAUAUUAUAUUAUUUACUCAUGUGUGUUUACCUAAAAUUGAAUAGAAUAAGUCACUUUAAGUACGUCUAUAUGUUCAAAUAGAUGAAGCCCUUUCGUAAAAUGAACAAAUCUACUCAUUAUUAUCAUUGCGCACACGAUAGUUGAUAUGGAUUUUUUUUAUCUGUGAAAUGUUCCUAAACCAAAACUCUAGAAUAUAAAUAUUUAUCACUAGCAAAGUAAGAUAAUAGAUUUCAUCUAAUUGCGUUUUUCUUAUGGGAUGGCGCGUGUUAAUCAAGAAUGAUCAAGCUGUAACUGUGCUCCAAGGUCUGUUCUAAAAGUUAUCACGGAAAAACCAUUUCUCUUCUUGUAAACUAAAUAAGGACUGUAUAGUUCUUACUAUUAGAUAAGUAUUCAUCUCAUACUAACGUCAGGCAGCAGACGGGACUCGAACCCGCAAUAGAACUAUAAUUGCUAUUUCUUCUUUCAAAUGUUUAAUAUUUAUCAAAUGUUUGUUUGCCAUUGUGAGUUACCUACAAUGCAAAGAGAUGGCGCUGCCUUGCAGCUAAAGAAAGACUAGAGAAAAUUUGACAAGGCUGUCAGGGCCGCGGUAGCAUAAUGGUCAGUGCAUGCGCCCGGAUAGCGAAGGAUGCGGGUCCAAGUCCCGUUUGCUGCCUGCUCCGCGUGGAUUUUUCUCUAGUAAAAUUUUCUUUAGAUAUUAACACCUAGCAGUUACAUGCUUAAAAAUGAAAAUACAACAAAAGAGUACUUUAAAACGAAAGCUGACGUUUGCAUAUGUAUCUCAGGUAGGGCGGAGUUAUUUUCUUAGACCUAUUUAUAACAAAAUAUUUAUUUUAAUUAAACAAUCAGUCCUGUAAAUUUACUAUAUGAGUUCAGUAUAAAAUAUUCCACAAAAGCAUAACGAUAAAAAUAAUCAUAGUAGCUCAACAAUUUACACAGAAUACAUAUUUAUAUAGUUAUAAUGUCAGAUUGAUAAAGAGUAGUUACCAUCAACAACAGGACAAUUUAUCCAAUAUUGACAUCUUUCUCCAACUGACUCUGAGUCUCAUUCUGAAUAUCAUUUGUUAGUGUGAAAUUCACAAUCAAUUGAGACUCAAUGAUUCGGACAGUGUCAUUGACUAUCAGUGCGUCCUAAUCAUAAAGCAAUACAUUGUUGCAAAUUAUCAUUUAGUAUAUAGGCAACAACAUAUCAAGUGCCAAAUUUUUCAGACGAUUUUGAAGCUCAUAUCUAGUAAGAUGGAGAUCAAAUUCGGUUUAAGAAAAUUGUCAGUAAUGGAUAAUUUUAUGAUAGCGAAUGUACACAUUAUUUUAAAAAGGUGUUGUGAAUCUGAUAAUUUUUGACCUGUGAAUACAUGUCUUUAAAAGAUAGCAAUUGCAAUUUUAUAUAAAUUUCACUCGUUUACACAUUCUGCUCUUUGUGGUUUUUCAAUUACUGCGACAUGGGUGUAAACAUCAAGUUAUUCUUUGUUUUUGCUUUCAUCAAGUGUGUUUUCUGUAAAGAAGCACUAACAGUCCCAUGCAAUCACAACGAUUUAGAGUGCUUUAAAACAAUGGCGCUAUCAAUAUUCAAUCAUACAAGCGCUGGAGCACCAGAGUAUAGCUUGGAACCAAUAGAUCCCUUGGAAAUACAAAAAAUGGAAUACACUGAACCGGCAUCUGAUAUUGUAUUCGAAUUUGAGAACAUCAAGAUAACAGGAUUUAAAAAUCAAAAGUUGGAGGACUUCCAGAUGAACACUGAUACAAAAGCUGUAGCAUAUCGCAUGCGGGUUGAAGUAGAUAUAGCAGCGGACGUGUCAAUAAAACUAAACGAAGCAACCCAAAACCUCUUCGGAACCUAUAAGGCUAAAGCAACCUCUGUCGAAGUUGUAUGGCACUCUUACAGUCUUACUGUAGGCAGUGACGGGAUCGAGCAUUAUACUAUCGGUCCUGAGACCAUCAGCUGUGAGCCUGUUGGAGUACCAGAAGUUAUUAUCGAUUUACAGCAUUCUAAUACUGUUGCAAAAGAUCCAGAUGCAAAUGCGAAAAGAGCUGGUUAUCUUAAAAAAGCAACGGAAAUUAAACAAAAGCCUGUUUGCACAAUUAUUACGGAAGCAUAUAAAUAUGUCUUGGCGCAAUUUCGAACUAUUACUGAUACAGAACCAAAAACAGCAUUCUUUAAAGAUUUAUAAAAAAGGAGAGAAUUUUAUAAUUGCUUUGUUUGGACUUCAAUCAAGACCGAGUUUGAUAUUUAUAAGAAUAACGCUUGGUAUAAUUAAAAUAUAGCAUUUUAAUAAAUAUCUAAUAAUAAACUUAUAAUUUAUAUUA
Chilo suppressalis (striped riceborer) is the source of this 8111-nucleotide messenger RNA. The record is from the annotation of a GenBank genome assembly. NCBI's taxonomy places the organism in Eukaryota, Metazoa, Arthropoda, Insecta, Lepidoptera, Crambidae.